UUUGAAAAUUUGUGUGUACGAAGUGUCAAUAAGUGAUAACUUUUGUAAAAUUUUAGACUGUAAUCGAGUAGUAAUUAUGGAAUCAUCGGAUGAGGAUGUCCCAGAAUUAGUUCCAGCUGUUUUCCAGCCAGUGCCAGUAACAAUAAUAACUGGUUAUCUAGGCGCAGGGAAAACAACACUUCUUAACUAUAUUUUAACAGAACAGCACGAAAAGAAGAUUGCAGUGAUUUUAAACGAGUUUGGGGAAGGCAGUGCUUUAGAGAAGAGUGUCUCUGUUGGGCAGGAUGGCGAAUUAUAUGAAGAGUGGUUGGAGCUCAGAAAUGGUUGCCUGUGUUGCUCUGUCAAGGACAACGGUGUGAAAGCUAUUGAGAAUCUAAUGAAAAAGAGAGGAAAAUUUGAUUAUGUUCUACUGGAAACUACUGGUUUGGCAGAUCCAGGUCCCAUUGCAUCUAUUUUUUGGCUUGAUAAAGAACUGGGGAGUGACAUUUUUCUAGAUGGAAUUGUUACAGUUAUGGACAGCACUCAUGGAUUGGAGCAACUACGUCAGAAAGAUGGCGGCGCCUCCAGCGGUGAUCACUCGUCCGCUUCAAAGCCGGAUCUCAACGAAGCUGUCAGGCAGGUGGCAUUGGCGGACCUUGUGAUUGUAAAUAAGGUGGACCUCGCGACACGCGAGCAAAUCGACGCUUUGCGUACAGAGAUCUCGUGCAUCAACUCGGCUGCUGUGGUGAUUGAGACGACGCGCUGUAGGGUGGAUCUCAACCGAAUUCUCGACCUCAGAGCCUACAGCACUGGCGGCAACGAUGAAAGGUUGCGAGAAGUCGCUGAAACUGUGGAGCGAUUCAGCAAAAUUCCCCACAUCAGCCAGUCUGUCCGUACCUUGACGCUGGAGUUCCCCAUUACCUUGGAACGUUCCGCGCUGGAUGCGUUCGUACAAGCUCUUCUGUGGGAGAAGGCUACUGGUGCAGACAUCAUCAGAAUGAAGGGCGUGAUAAGCGUGCAGGGGGAGUCGCGGCCGCUGCAGCUGCAGGCGGUGUACGACACUUACGACGCGGAGCCGCUGCCCAGCGGCUGGGACGUGCCAGGCGCCCUCUGCCGCUUCAUCCUGAUCGGGCGGAACCUGGACAGAUCGGCUAUCGAGCAGUUGUUCCACCAGACCGUAGUAGCCGCCGUCGAUGGUAACAGCCAAGAAGGAGUUUGUACCUAAGCUGAUAUCUGGACACGCAAACUUCUUUUGUACAUUAUCUUGUUAACAAAUCAACUCCGUGUGUUGUUAAUAAAGUGGUCUUAUGGCAA
This is a messenger RNA of Schistocerca piceifrons (Central American locust), 1293 nucleotides long. RefSeq names its product COBW domain-containing protein 1-like. Lineage: Eukaryota; Metazoa; Arthropoda; Insecta; Orthoptera; Acrididae. The coding region runs from base 77 to 1204 and encodes 375 amino acids. The transcript is spliced from 13 exons. Gene Ontology annotation, cellular component: cytoplasm. The record is from RefSeq and is a predicted model, not a curated record.